CCUCUCCCUCGGCGGGGGCGCGCGGGGCGCGGAGGACCGCACGGCGCGAGGGGGAAGUCAGGUGGCCGCCGCCGCCGCCGCCGCCGCGGUCUGUCGCCGGGAGGAAAAUGGCGGAUCUGGAGGAGCAGCUGUCCGAUGAGGAGAAGGUGCGAAUAGCAGCAAAAUUCAUUAUUCAUGCCCCUCCUGGAGAAUUUAAUGAGGUGUUUAAUGAUGUUCGGUUACUGCUUAAUAAUGAUAAUCUUCUCAGGGAAGGAGCAGCUCAUGCAUUUGCACAGUAUAACUUGGACCAGUUUACUCCAGUAAAAAUUGAAGGUUAUGAAGAUCAGGUAUUGAUAACAGAACAUGGCGACUUAGGAAAUGGAAAGUUUUUGGAUCCCAAAAACAGAAUCUGUUUCAAAUUUGAUCACUUAAGAAAGGAAGCAACUGAUCCAAGACCAUAUGAAGCAGAAAAUGCAGUUGAAUCAUGGAGAACUUCAGUAGAAACUGCUCUGCGAGCCUAUGUAAAAGAACAUUAUCCAAAUGGGGUCUGCACUGUAUAUGGUAAAAAAAUAGAUGGACAGCAAACCAUUAUUGCAUGCAUAGAGAGCCAUCAGUUCCAAGCAAAAAACUUUUGGAAUGGUCGUUGGAGGUCAGAGUGGAAGUUUACAAUCACUCCUUCAACCACUCAAGUGGUUGGCAUCUUGAAAAUUCAGGUUCAUUAUUAUGAAGAUGGUAAUGUUCAGUUAGUGAGUCAUAAAGAUAUACAAGAUUCCCUAACGGUGUCUAAUGAGGUGCAGACAGCAAAAGAAUUUAUAAAGAUUGUAGAAGCUGCAGAAAAUGAAUACCAGACCGCCAUCAGUGAGAAUUAUCAGACAAUGUCGGACACUACUUUCAAAGCCUUACGUCGACAGUUGCCAGUUACACGCACGAAGAUUGAUUGGAACAAGAUCCUUAGCUACAAGAUUGGCAAAGAGAUGCAGAAUGCAUAAGAUGAACAUUGCAUGACCGGAUCAUUUUAAUGUUUUUGCGUUUAAAAAAAAAAUCAUUGCAAAAAGUAUUCAGAACUGUCAAGCUACCCAGUCAGAUGGGCUGUUGCCAUUUAAAAUCACUGUAAUUAAUUAGUUUGGUUAGAGCACAAAGCUUAGCUAAUCAACCGUUAUUUUUCAUUUCUUUUGUUCAAAGAGGACAAUUAGUUUAAAUGUCUUUUACUUUCUGUUAUACCUUUCUUUCUUAUAAUUAAGAGAUGAUUCCUCUAGUUUAAUGUUAAAAGUUUUUGAAGUGUUUCAAAAAUAUUUUACUUAUCGUAACCCUAAAGUUGUUGUCUUUUGGUUUACGAAGUGGGCAACUUUUGAUAUUUGCCCAGUUCUUUUUAAUGGGGUUAAUAAUGGACAUUCUAGUUUAAGGUGGUUGAUGGAUUUAGCCAUAUAUGCUGCUAAAGAAAUUGUCUACCUUUUCCCCUCACCUCUUCCAUUUAUGUAAGAUUGAGAUUAGAGGGAAAGCAUUUUCUAUAUCAAUUGUGUUUGAACUUUGAAGAAGGUUAUUUAGCUAGCUUAGUGUUUAACUAAACUUUUUUUAAAUGAGGCCAAGGUCUAAUGCUGUUUUGAGAUUCUGAAAUUAAAUGGAAAUACUUAUUUCAGAAAUGCAUUUAAUGCUUUUUUUCUUGUGACAGUUACGCAAAUUAGCUUGAACUCCAUAUGUCCCUGAGUUAUUUUUAUCAUAAAGCCACAAAUGUAUUAUAACAAGGCAAAUUGUAAUAUAUAUAAUCCUGAACUCAUGACCAUGUCUCAGUUUAUUUCUUUUCUUGGAUUGAAAAGUACUGAAAUUCAAUGUGACAUUAAAAUGGAAAUUUUCCUAUUUAUUUGAGUAGAAUAUCCCUUAUCAGUGAGUCAUAUACUAUUUUAAAAUACUUUCUUUGGAUAUUGUGAUUCUUAACUGGUUGUAAAUUAGAGAAGCUGGGAGUACAUAUGGUGUGCAUUACAGUCUAAAUUUUUCCAUCUUAUGCAUCAUAAGCGUGUUUGUAAUAUUUUAAAAUAUACAUUUACUGAUGCUACAGGAAUUUCAAACCUGUGGUGAAUGUUAAUAUUUACUAUAGAGAGUGGGGUGGAUUUAUGGUUUCAUUCAAUCGAGUAUUGCUUACUAUACUCCAGUGGAAUCUCUUCCUCACAUACUCUUGGAGAUGUCUGGGCCUGGAAGUGUUUUUUUAAAAACACCACUUUUAUUAUGUACAAUAAAAUAUUUCAUUAGCUUGAAUUGUAUAGAAUUUAAAACUUUUCUCAAAGCAUGUCAUUUAAUUUCUUUUUAAAAAUCAGGCUUGGGCUUUGAAAACACUGAGAACUUAAUAUGAAAUUUG
Molecule: messenger RNA, 2329 nt
Organism: Canis lupus familiaris (dog)
Lineage: Eukaryota; Metazoa; Chordata; Mammalia; Carnivora; Canidae
Gene: CAPZA2
Product: capping actin protein of muscle Z-line subunit alpha 2
Exons: 10
Coding region: 108-968 (286 amino acids)
Biological process (GO): actin cytoskeleton organization; barbed-end actin filament capping
Cellular component (GO): F-actin capping protein complex; actin cortical patch
Molecular function (GO): actin filament binding
Source: RefSeq, marked provisional